Pseudonaja textilis is the source of this 1998-nucleotide messenger RNA. The record is from RefSeq and is a predicted model, not a curated record. Lineage: Eukaryota; Metazoa; Chordata; Lepidosauria; Squamata; Elapidae.
AUGGACAUGAAGAGAAAAAACAAGAAGGGAAACAUCGUGAAGUGGCUGAGGGAGGACUUCAUUUCGGGCCCAGCAAUAUUUUAUGACAUCUCCAAAAUGGCGAAGGCCUUUGGUGAGCAUCUCACCCCCUCCCAGUUAACGGACGUGAUCCUGAAAGCCCUCGAGGCUGUCAAAAGUGUCAACAAGAACCUUUCGCAGGCUGCCGGGAUGCUCUUGAAUUCCUUGAUGGAGGAAUGUGGAAUGGAGAUGGAGGAACUACCGAUGAUCCUAAGAGAAAUGUACAUGUGUCUCCCAAAUAUUUUGGACUCUGCCACCAAGGAAGAGGUCAUAAAAGCAGUGUGCCACCUGGCUUCGAAAAGGCCAAACCGAGUGGUGGAUACCAUCCUGGAGGUCUCGGUGGAGUGUGAUGGGCCCGCAAGAGAGCUAUGGAGGGCUCUGGUGGCAGAUCCAUACGCCAACCUGAGGGUCAUGAAACCCCUCCUCAAAAGGCUCCAGGAUGAAGAAUCCACCACAGAAAUGACCGGAAGGAGAAAUAGCAAAUCCAUCAUGCCCAUCGCGGCCACCAAUGCCCUGUCCUUCAUCCUCUCGUUACCUGAUGCAACGGAUGCUAUCCAGAACAAAUUCCCUCAGCUGCUCAUUGCGUUGGUGACGCAGAUAUAUUUUCUCCUUGGAGCCGGCAAACGAGGGUCAAGACGAUCAAGCCAAAUAAUGGAUAAUUCCCAACCAAUCAACUUCUUGGGCACUGCCGUGCAAGCGAUCCAGAACUUGAUUAUGCGUGCUGGAUACACGGAGGAGUACAACACUUUGGGGACGCUGGGAUGCUGGGAAAUGCUACUUACCCCAGACAGUGUUUUUGAAGCUAUUUUCCACCUGGUCCGGAACUUGUUCUCAUUCUCUAAAGUGGAACUCAAGGCGAUGUUUAGACAGGCCAACAUAUACCUGCGCCACCCCGACAUAAGGGAGAAGACCAUCGGGAUGGUUUUCUUCUCAGAGCUGCUGUACCACCAGGAGAUCGGACACCAUUUUAUGAUGCAGGACAUUCUGGAUGUUCUUCACAAAUGGAUGAGCCAAUCGUAUCUUCUCCUACAAAUAUUUAGUGUUCGUGGACUGGGGUACCUACUUCAGCACCCCUUGGAGAACAGGAUUUUGCAGCCGCUUCUACCACCUCUCGUCAACUGUGCCAGCCAUCCGGAUAAGAGCUUAGCCAAUGAAGCUCUGAGGACGCUUCAAUUUGUCUUCCGACACCUGGAUGUGGAAACAUAUGGAUACCAGGCCAUCUCUCUGAUCCCACACCUAGUGAAGUAUUUUUCUAAUGAAGACACCGAGCUGCGGGUUAAUUCCAUCUCUAUUUUCGGCAUGCUCUUGAAAGGGGUGAAGGAGAUCCAGGACAGAAAUGUGGCAGAAAAUAUUAUGCAGAGCCUCGUACCAUUAUUGAUCCAACUUUCAGACAGUCGGACCAAAGAAGUCUCCAGGAACGCUCUCAGUGCCUGCGUCACGUUCAUGGACUGGAAGGAGGUUCCCAGCGACUUGUUCAACUAUGAGAUGUACAGCAGCCCCCAUAGCAUGUACAAGGACAUCUGCGCCAUCAUCAGUUCAUUGGCUUCUUUCUUGCCUUCUUUUCCCCAGAUGAAUAAAUGCAAGCAAAACAUCUCCCAAAUGUUGGACCAAAUGCUGGAUUUCCUGCGGAACAGAAAGCCUCUUUAUCGAGAGGCAGCUGCCCAAUUAAUUGGUAAGCACAAAUGCAAAACCUGGAAGAAGGGGAUAGAAAAGCAAGAGAGACAGGAUGUGGUUCCUUCCAGCCAACUAGAAGCAGUUUACCUCGCUCUCCGGAAUCUGGAAGGCGAUUGUGAACCCUCAGUGGCUCAGGUGGCAGCUGCAUCAUUAGAAGAACUGUUUCGACAAUGUGGCCACCGAGUAAACCCCGAUCUAGUUAGUAGCCAACUCCUAGCCAAAGUCAUUGGAAGCAUCUCCAUACAGCCCUCUGAGACCCCGCAAUAA